Amoebophrya sp. A25 is the source of this 1807-nucleotide messenger RNA. NCBI's taxonomy places the organism in Eukaryota, Dinophyceae, Syndiniales, Amoebophryaceae. The record is from the annotation of a GenBank genome assembly.
CAAACAUUUGUUUUUCAGUUCGUUGCCGACGAUGGAUUAGCACUUGUGAUAAUCUUGCUUCAGCUAAUAAGUUUCCUUGCGCGCAACGUUGCAGCGAGAUCAUAAACUUCCAAGAAGUUGUAUCCAAUAGAUGUUGCUACCGACAAUUCAUUAAUACGCCUCGCAGCCCCAUUGAGGAGAUCUAGUUUAUUUGGUUGUCUGUGCUGCAAUAUCUGACUUGACUAAUGAUUUUAUCUAUUGUUUGAGCCUGAUUCAUUAUAAUUUCUGUCGUUAAAGCCAAAAGAACGAAAAGGACAUAUCAUGGAUAUCGCUCAGAAGAGGUUCGAACUGGAAAAUGCUGUUGUGGAGUCUGAUUGGACCUGGGAUGAAGAUGCUGCGGACGAGCUCUAUCACGCCGCUCCUUGGAAGCAGGAUCCGCACUUUUUCAGGCAAGUAAGAAUAAGCGCCGUAGCUUUGUUGAAAAUGGUGAUGCAUGCACGAUCCGGCGGGAACAUCGAAAUAAUGGGUCUUAUGCAAGGAAAAGCAACAGCAGAUGGAAAGUUUGUCGUCAUGGACGCUUUUCCACUUCCGGUCGAAGGCACGGAAACAAGAGUACAGGCGGGAAACGGUAUUCAUUGUUAAACUUGUUUGAAUUUAAAUCUAAAAGACCCUGAACUGCGAAGACUUCUGAGCUUCGUUGAUUAGGUUUGGCCAGUAAUUAUUCAUCUUCUUGUCCAGGAAUAUAUAAAAACUUUUGAACAUGAUCAGCUGCCAACGAGUUUAUGUGCAUGUUUAAAGAGCUGAGUGAGCAGAUAGGGAAACAGGAGAGCAUUAUGGGAUGGUAUCACUCGCACCCCGGCUACCGGCCUUGGCUUUCCGGCAUCGAUGUUUCAACCCAGCGUCUUUACCAAAAACACCAAGAACCUUUUCUGGCCGUUGUAAUUGAUCCGCAUCGAACCUGCGCCGCCGGAAAAGUAGAUAUUGGUGCGUUCCGCACGUACUCGGAGGAGCACGCAGCGGCAAUGGCUCGCAAUGGAGGCGCAGCGUCGUCGUCCUCAUCGCGGGGUAGUGGUUUACCGUUGGAGAAGAUCCAAGAUUUUGGCGUUCACGCGAAUGAGUACUACCCGAUACCGAUCGAAUACUUCAAAAGCAAAACAGACAGUGCAAUACUAGCGACGCUGUGGGAACGCUACUGGCAAGAGACGCUAUCGGCAAACCCGUUGACAUCCAAUGUUGACCAGACGACUCAAGAAGUGCGGGAAAUAUCAAGUAAACUUUCCAUGUGUCCUUUAUGCCGGCCGCUGAACAUGCGGGAGUCGAGGCAGGACGGCGAUAGUGCGGGAGCAGCGAUGGGGGCAGUCGGUGGACCAGGUACAAACAUUUUCAUUUAUGGCUUAUGAUGGAAAUGAAAUCUUCAUUAUAGAGGAUAGAAAUAGAAUCUUCAUUGCUUUUUUUUUGGUCUUCCAAAAGAGAAGUGUUUUUAAACAGGAAACCUUUUAGCUUAGUUUCUUUUUUAGAUGCUAUUGUCAGCACCUCCCACGACGUGCAGGUAAUUCAUCUCUCGUGGGCGUAGCACAGGACGGUGCAGCAUUAAGCGUUGAUCUGCUCCAGGGGAUGCUCACGCACGUCUCAAAAUUCGUCCUUUUUCAGACCCCAACUCCAACAAUAUGUCCACCCGCUUAUUGAUUUAUAACAUGUCUACGCUAGAGCUCUCUGCUGUCGGGGCUUUCCUCACUUCUGGAUUUUUUAUUGAUCUUGAACAGUUUUGGAUUCUCCAUGUCCUCGCGCAACACGACAAUGCGUUCUGGCGUCUAACGCGAAGAGCAAC